Messenger RNA from Biomphalaria glabrata, 1695 nucleotides. RefSeq lists its product as uncharacterized. The transcript has 7 exons. Lineage: Eukaryota; Metazoa; Mollusca; Gastropoda; Planorbidae. Bases 175 to 1668 code for a protein of 497 amino acids. Gene Ontology annotation, molecular function: ATP hydrolysis activity; ATP binding. The record is from RefSeq and is a predicted model, not a curated record.
UAAGAUCACUUUCUUGUCCAGCCGGACUAAAACUGUGACAGGUUAAUAGAUAUGUAAGAAAAUAAGUCUACAUCUAUAUAGCUGUGUCAUACAUUAAGGAUUUCAAGAGUCAGAACACACAAUGUUAAUGUAACCAACAUAUUCUGAAUGGAAGGAAGAUGAAAUACUCACGAGAUGGAGCCAAGGGCGUACAUUAGUUGGUCAACAUUUCUAUUCCUAUAUUUUAGACCUGUACAUCUUGAUGGGACUAGUUUUAUAAAGUCAAUGUUUGGGUACGAAGUGUACAAUGAUGACUGGAUAGCAACCAAUGCAACAGAUUUAAAGUUGAAUCUGAAAAUCAAGCUCCAUGGUCAGCAUAUUGCCCAAGAAACAGUUGUUAAUCUAAUUCAAGGUCAUCUAAAAGACACUGACCCGACAAAAGCUUUGGUAUUGUCUUUUCAUGGACCUCCUGGAGUUGGAAAAACAAUUGUCAGUCGCCUAAUAGCCAAGUCUUUAUAUAAACUCACCAGUAGCAUGCAGCAACAGAUCACCAGUACCAGUUUCAUGCAGGAACAGAUGGCAGCUAUGCUAGACGAGAUGAGUGUGACAUUGAAGAAGAACACCGAGGAGUUCUGUAGAGAGAUUAAAAAGAUGUGUACCUCAGCGAAGGAAGUGACGAGCCCCGUGGUGAAAACGAUGGGCGUGGUGGAAGUAACCUUGUACGACCAAGGAGACUUGAAAGAUGAAGGAGAUUCACCAUCGUUGGACAUUGAACUAUUACCCACCCAAUGCUGUGAAUCAAUAAGCAGUAACAACGGCAAUGUUGGUGAAGGUGGUACUGCCUGUGAAUCCGAAGACAAGGAGUACAGACCUGAGAAUCAGAAAGAGAGCGAAGAAGAGACAAGAGAAGCGGCCUAUAGUCCAACAGAAGCUUGUGAUGCAGCUGUACCUGAUAUGAGCACAUCAAACAGCAAGACAGAUCAAGUGAAUGUUUGCUCCGCGUCCAAACAUGUUGCUGAGGAACGUUUGCAUGUUGAAAGUGGCCUACAAAGUGGACAAGAUGCCAGCCACCUUGUUACUGACCAACUGAGGUCUUGGAUAGAAGGAAAUGUUACAGCAUGUGAAAGAUCCUUGUUUAUCAUUGAUGAAGUGGACAAGAUGCCAGCCACCUUGUUAGAUGUUCUUACUCCGUAUCUUGAUGCUAAUGAGUGUGUUAAUGAUAUAGCGUAUCGAAAAUGUAUAUACAUAAUAAGGUACUUUUUGGUAUUUAAUUUGUGUAACACUGGGGGAAUCGAUAUAACAACACUUGUUACGAGACAAUUGGAAUCUGGCCAAAGAAGAGAAACAUUAAAACUUUCGAACUUGGAGAAUCAGUUGAUGAAGGGAGCCUUAAAUAUUGAAAAAUCACGUGGUCUGUGGCACAGUGAUCUAAUUAUCAAUCACCUCAUCUCAGCAUACGUCCCGUUCCUGCCAUUGGCUAAAGAGCACGUCAGAAGCUGCAUCCGAGACGGACUAGUCUCAAAACACUAUUAUACAAACCUGAGAAGUGUUCCGGAAUCGGUCGUAGAUCGAAUCAUUAAAGAGUUGACUUUCAUUCCAGAAGAGGAACAAAUAUUCUCUAGUAAUGGUUGUAAAAGAGUAGUUGAUAAAAUAUUUUUAGUUGUGGAAUAUAUAAGGGAAGAACUUUGAAUAAAACAUAAACUUUUGACCCUGAAA